Messenger RNA from Larimichthys crocea (large yellow croaker), 1056 nucleotides. RefSeq names its product olfactory receptor 1E5. The coding region runs from base 1 to 1056 and encodes 351 amino acids. Lineage: Eukaryota; Metazoa; Chordata; Actinopteri; Sciaenidae. The transcript has 5 exons. Gene Ontology annotation, cellular component: membrane. The record is from RefSeq and is a predicted model, not a curated record. Gene Ontology annotation, molecular function: olfactory receptor activity; G protein-coupled receptor activity. Gene Ontology annotation, biological process: G protein-coupled receptor signaling pathway.
AUGUACCCUGGUACACUGCCACUGAACUGCAAGGCCAGGUCGAUGAUAAGGGACAGUAUGUUUUCGGUGGAUGUUAACUACACACGUGUGUCAGAGUUUGUUAUUGUGGGCUUCCCGAGUCUCCAGCCAGAGCAUUUUGACCUGGUGGCGUGGUUCUUCUUCUUCCUCUAUGUGACCACGUUGGUGGGCAACCUCUUGCUGGUGGUGCUGUUUGCUUUGGAGCAGAAUCUCCAGAAGCCCAUGUACAUUGUCAUGGUCAGCUUGGCCCUCUCAGAUAUUGGCUUUACCACAGUGGCUUUACCCAAAUUAAUUGCUCGCUACUGGUGGAAUGAUGGGAGUCUUGGCUUUCAAACUUGCCUCUUCCAAAUGCACAUGAUCCACUAUUUUGGCUCCUUGAAUUCCCUGAUUUUACUGACAAUGGCCCUGGACCGAUAUCUGGCCAUCUGUUUUCCUUUCAGAUACUCAAUGGUGAUGACAAACCAAACCAUGUUAGGCCUCACACUCUUCUGCUGGGUGGUGGCACACAUCUUCUCUGGAAUUAGCACCUUCCACUUCACCAUGAUGCCAUUUUGUGGGCCCAACCAAAUCGUACACGCUUUCUGUGACACCAUGUCUGUUAUGGCUCUAGUGUGUGGGGACACCAGCAAACAAUUCCGCGAUGCCUUUGCUGGAGCAAUGUUUAUUCUGUACGUUCCUUUAGCCUUGAUUGUCAUCUCUUACAUUUGCAUCAUUAUCUCAGCAUUGAACAUGGCCACUGGACAGGGCAGAAUGAAGACCUUCUCUACCUGUGCCACCCAGGGCUGCAUCAUUUCCAUCUACUACUUACCACGUUUCUUUGUCUACUCCACACCUUACUUUCCCAACUUGAUAAUGACCCCAGACAAGCGUAUAGCCACUGCCCUCUUCUACAGUCUUUUCCCUCCACUGAUCAACCCGUUUAUCUACUGUCUCAGAACCAAGGAGCUCAAGCUAAUUUUAAAACGCUGGGUCCAGAGACGAAAGAGCAUUAUGCCUAUGAAGCAUGGCCAAAUUGUGGCUGUCACCAAGUCAUACUGA